CUCGCUUCCUCCUGCACUUCCUUCCCAGCAGCCACGCGAGGACAGGGCUUGGGGAGAGAUGGCAGAGGUGAAGAGAGAGAAUUUCGGGCACAUGCCCAUGGAGGAUGGAGGGGGGGAGGUGGAGAAAUUUGUGCUGCAGUCAGACAGCGUCAGAGUGGAAAUCCUGUCCCUCGGGUGCAUAAUCGCCGCACUGGAGACAAGAGACAGGGCCAAGCAGUUUGCAGACAUUGUCCUGGGCUUUGACACGCUAGAAGGUUACACGAGGAAGCACCCCUUCUUUGGAGCUGUGGUAGGCCGUGUUGCCAACAGGAUUGCCAAAGGGAAGUUCACCAUGGACGGAAAAGAGUAUCAGCUGUUCCUCAAUAACGGGCCCAACUCACUGCACGGAGGAGCCAGGGGCUUCGACAAGGUUCUCUGGAGCCCUCAAAUCCUCCCAAAUGGUGUCUGCUUCUACCGGCUCAGCCCUGACGGUGAGGAGGGCUACCCCGGUGAGCUGAAGGUCUGGGUCACCUACACGCUCAAUGGCAGCGAGCUGGCUAUCAACUAUCGAGCCCAGACUAGCAAGAAGACACCCAUCAGCCUGACAAACCACGCAUACUUCAACCUGGCAGGGCAGGGCUCACCUGACAUCUAUGACCAUGAGAUUUCUAUUGAAGCGGAUUCCUACCUGCCCGUGGAUGACACCAAGAUACCAACCGGGGAGGUGGCUGCCGUGCAGGGCACUGGCUUUGACCUCCGUCAGCCGGUGCAGUUGGGGAAGCACCUGAAGCAGUUCCACCUGGAUGGCUUCGAUCACAACUUCUGCCUGCCGCUGGGGCGGGCUCGGCGCCUUGUGGCCAGGGCUCACCACCCGCCCAGCGGCAGGACCAUGGAAGUUCACACCACUCAACCUGGCCUCCAGUUCUACACUGGGAACAACCUGGACGGCUCCCUGAAGGGCAAAGGUGCUGCCACCUACCCCAAGCACUCAGCUUUCUGUCUGGAAACCCAGAACUGGCCCGACGCUGUCAACAAGCCUCACUUCCCCAGCCCUCUGCUCCUGCCCGGGGAGGAAUACAACCACACUACCUGGCUCUGCUUUGGCACUGCCUGAGGAGAGAGGCCAGUUCCUGCUGCAGGAAGGGAGCAGCCAUUAAAGCAGAACAGCAGACCAAGGAACAAGGUGGGCAGAGAGCAGUCUCCACUGAACAAGGCAGCUACCUGAAGACAUCCAGGUCACCUAUGCCAGCCACAUAUCUGACAAGCUGUCAAGAAACAUGCACUAUGCUCACUUAGCAUGGAAACAAUAAACCACAACAUUUGGGAACAUUAAUGGCAUCCCGUAUUUCUCUCAAAUCUGGUAUUCUAAAGGUACACUGGAUGGUACAAAAUAACUCGGUGUAGUGGUUAUCACACAAUUAAUUCAGCUACUGCAAAGUGACACUUGUGAAUGAAUAGACAAGUACUCAAGACAGUUGGAAACAGCUGUAACUGCACUAGAAAGUCCUUUAGCACUUUCCAGAUUACGAUUCUUUACGAAGAAAAAAAAAAUAGCAAACAUCUAGACUUUAUCUGAUAUGCUAGACAACUAAUAAUGCAAACUAAUGAAAGCAGUACUUCUGAUCACCAUAAGGACCUAGAUAUCACGGGCAUGUUAAAACACACAUGCACAAGCCAACAAGCUAAACAGACCAAACAAGAGAAAGUACAGUCUUCUGCAUUAACCUAUAGAAGCUUCAGAACCCUGAGUUACUAGAGGGAACAUUUGCUUUUUCCUCAGAAUAUUAAUGUCUGUCAAAAGACCUUGACAGUCUCAACUAACUUUACUAUGUUUACCUCAGCUACGUAACCUACCUGCUUCGGGGCCAUGUAACAGAUCUGGAUCUCGACCUUGAUCUUGAUCUCGACCUAAAAUGAAAAAUAUAAUCAAAGACUGAUACAGCACUACAUAACGUUCAUACAUUGAAAUAUAAAUCCUGCAUGAUGGUUUCACAUUUUAGGCACCAAAAUUCAACAUGGGAUAUACAACUCUCUAGGGUCUUAAAAACUAACAGGAUUACUGUAAAUUUAACUAGAAUUACCAGACUAAGAAUAUUUCUAAAAGUUUCUGAAACAACAACAAAAACAAAACUGAAAACUUCUAAGAAAUUAUUAAUUACCUUGAUCUCUUCAAGGAACCCGAGCGGGACCGGCGUGGAGACACAGAUCUAGACCUACGAGGUGAAACCGACCGCGACCUACGAUAGGAAGCAGACCUGGACCUGCAGAAAAGUCAAAUAAAGUUCUUCAGUUGCAGAAACAGCUCUAAGCCAAUCAAGGAAACAAGAAGCAGCAAACAUAAGCAUACCUCCUACCACGGCUUCGACUGCGUGAGCGAGAAUACCUUCUUCCUCGGGACCUGGAGCGGGAUCGAGACCGGGACCUGGUUUUAGGUUAGAGAAAACACGUAUCAGAAAACAGCCUCAGCCAACAGUGCUCGUGAGGCCCUGCUGAAGUCAAAACUUUCAGACAACUAA
Messenger RNA from Gallus gallus (chicken), 2495 nucleotides. It is a transcript of the gene GALM, whose product is annotated as galactose mutarotase. Lineage: Eukaryota; Metazoa; Chordata; Aves; Galliformes; Phasianidae. Gene Ontology annotation, molecular function: carbohydrate binding; aldose 1-epimerase activity. Bases 59 to 1093 code for a protein of 344 amino acids. The transcript is spliced from 8 exons. The record is from RefSeq and is a predicted model, not a curated record. Gene Ontology annotation, biological process: glucose metabolic process; beta-D-galactose catabolic process via UDP-galactose, Leloir pathway.